Molecule: messenger RNA, 2006 nt
Organism: Leptosomus discolor (cuckoo roller)
Lineage: Eukaryota; Metazoa; Chordata; Aves; Leptosomiformes; Leptosomidae
Source: RefSeq, a predicted model, not a curated record
AUGAAAUAUAUACAAAACAAUAUUGAACCGAACUCCCCCCACCCUGAUGACUCUGUCAGCACUGAUGCUGCAGGGCUGGAGAGAGAUAAAAAUGUGACAUCUGGAACCAAGUUACAAUUUCUCAUACAAAGCAGAAGAGUUGCAAAAGAAAAAGCCACUCUUACAUGUCAAGUGUGCCAGAUGAUGCUGCCUAACCAGUGCAGUUACUGUGCUCACCAGAGGAUCCACGCUCACAAGUCUCCAUACUGCUGCCCGGAGUGCGGAGCCGUCUGCCGCUCUGCCUAUUUCCAAACUCACGUCAAGGAGCACUGCCUGCAUUACUCCCGCAAAGUCGGAUUCAGGUGCAUCCAUUGUGGAGUUGUCUUCAUGACCCUCGCCAUGCUGAAAGUACACAUCCACGAGAAACACUGCGAAGUCUUCCACAAGUGUUCUUUUUGCCCAAUGGCCUUCAAGUCAGCCGACAGCACCACGGCUCACAUGACCAGCCAGCACCCAGCAGAGCCUCACAAGACUACUCGGGUGAUCUACAAAUGCUCUUGUGAGACAGUCUUUAACAAGAAGAGGCUGCUCCAAGAGCACUUCCAGCAGAACACCAACAAGUUGUUAGUAGGAGUGUUUAAGUGCCCACAGUGUCAGCUGGUGUAUAUGCAGAAACAGCAGCUAAUGCAGCACGUUAAGGGUGUUCAUGGAGUCCCCCAAAAUCCUGAGGAGCUCUCAAACUUUCGACGGAAAUCUGAGAAGGCAUCAAGGAACCAGGUUCAUACCCUACCAAAGGAGCUGUUGGUAGCCAACGGGACUUCCCACUCCCCUCUGCUGAGGAAGGACAUGAGGGUGGAAGGACACAAUCCAGAAUCCAAGUCCAGACUGAGAAGAACUGGUUGGACUUGCAAGGAAUGUACACAGUGGGUCCCCGAUCGGGAAACCUAUGUGUCUCACAUGAAGAGAAAUCAUGGAAGGUCUAUGAAGAGAUAUCCCUGUCGACAGUGUGAACGCUCAUUUAAUGCCUCCAACAGUCUGCGUAGACACAUCCGCAAUAAUCACGACACAGCAAAGAAAGUUUAUACUUGCUGGUACUGCACAGAUGAAAAUCAGACAUUUCCUCAGCCGUUCAUGCUGGAGAAUCACAUCAGCCUCAUGCACGGCAUCAAAAACCCAGACUUAUCCCAGAUGGCCAAAGCAAAAGCUCCAGAGAGAGACACAGCAGAAGCAAAAUCUCCAAAGAGGAUGGCAAUGGAUGAGCUGGUUCAGGCACAGACCGCUACAGGUUCAGACACGCCACCAGCCAAAAAACUGAAAGCGCAUUGGAAAUGUGCUAAAUGCGGAUUUGCGACAGACAUCAGUACUGAGUUUCAGGAACACAUACCUCGGCACAAGACAGACAGCUCCACCUACCAGUGCUUGUUCUGCGGCUUGUGCUACACCUCUCACAUCUCUCUGAACAGACACCUCUUCAUUGUUCAUAAAGUAAAAGAUGAGGAGGAGGAGGAGGAAGAGGAGGAGGAGGAGGAGGAGGAGGAGGAAGAUGAAAGGCAGAAGUUACAAAGCGAGAUGAGCGAGAACGGACAUGAGGGGUAUAAUGGCGAGAUGAACACUACGGCGGAAGAAGACAACCUGAAAUGCAAAGAGUGCAGAAGUGACUCAGCUCUGUGUGAACACAGUCAGACAUGUGGCGUGGAGGGUCCUAAUAGCACCUCGCAGAACAAUCAUUCGAAGUCUCUUAAAACUUAAAAACAAAAAACCCCUUUUGGUUGGUCGGGGGGUUUUUGUUGGGGGGGUUUUUACUCAAAAUACAGGGUGGGGAUGGGGCGAAUCUUUGAAAUAUUCUGUUGAUUUCUUGGGAUGGACAUUGCUUUCCGUUAACUUCUAUUUGUAAGGGAAAUUUAAACAAGAAAAAAACCCCAACCCUGCCAUUGCAUCGUAAGCACUAACUCUCUGCCAGACCAGAGAGGUGAAAAGGGAAAGCAGGGCGAGAAUCCUCGCUGGAGCUUGUCCAACUCCUGAGGAUC